GUGUAAUAAAUCAUUGAGCGUUUAUCACUUAGUAUUUGGGUUAUGUUUUCUUCAAUCGUCUUUUCUUAUUCCAAGGACCCUAGUGUUGUAACUAGUUUAUGAGAAAUCAUUGGGAAAACGACAACAUUGCCUUCGGAUGCUUUACCAUACAAGGAUGUACACCAGUACUUCGGUAUUCCUUUUGCUGAACCGCCAGUGGGUGGUUUUUAGAAGGAGCUGGGAGUCAGUAUGACGGUAGUUACAUUGCCGCGGCUGGAAACGUUAUUGUUGUAACUAUCAACUACAGACACGGUGUGUUCGGGUUCCUCAGCACUGGUGAUUACAAUGCUCCUGGAAACGUCGGCCUUUGGGAUCAGCGUAUGGCUUUGCAAUGGGUCCGUGACCAUAUAAGUAGAUUUGGCGGGGAUAAAGAUAGAGUAACUAUAGCUGGUGAAUCCGCUGGUGCAAUGAGUGCUAUUCAACAUGGGCUAACAGACAAAAAUCAUUGACUUUUCAAGAGGAUCAUAGCGCAAAGUGGUAGCAUGUCAAUGCCGGUUCAAGAGUUAGAAAGAGACGCUUUGAAUGACGCUAAAAUUACGGCAAACAGUUUAGGGUGCGAUACUGAUGUCACUAUUACUACAUUGAUGUACUGCUUAAGGAGCAAGUCAGUUAAUGACUAUUUAUCAGCGAUUAAAGAGUUUGGUUAUAUUGUAUAUUUCAGUCCGAUCGUAGAUGGUGAUUUUGUUGAAAUCAAUCCAAAACAUAUCGCAAGAAUGUCAGAACGUCAAAGCUUGGAAGAAGUAGAAUUUUUUCGAUCGAUCGAUAUCCUGAGUGGUUUUAACGCCUAUGAAGGGGUACUGUUUUUGCCUUUUGUGAUACCACCGGACAAGUUAGAAGCCUUGAAGCCAACGCGUGAGAAUAUGACUCUAAAUUAUAUUCCGUCUAUGCUGAAUUAUUUAUAUAAAAUGGAUUUCAAAACUGAAGUAACAAAUCUCGUCGCGGCUCAGUACACGAACUGGAAAGAUCCAAGUGACAGCAACUCAAUUCGCCUUCAGAUAACCAAACUUUUAGGCGAUGUCAGCUACGGUACACCUGCAAUUGAAAUGGCCCGUCUGCAUAAGAAAUCAAACGUUUCUCGAAAUUUUAUGUAUCACUUCACACCAACUCCUUCGCGCCGUUGGAUACCAACACCAAGUUGGAUCCCAGGAGCAACCCAUUCGGAUGAGCUUCUGUUCAUGUUUGGUGGAAUUGGAUAUAUCGGUGUAGGUGAACAAAACGCAUGGGAAAUAGAUCUUGUCAACAAAAUGGUGACAUACUGGACAAAUUUCAUCAAGUCCGGCGAUCCAAACAUUCCGGUCUCUAUUACUCCACGUUGGCUGGAGUACAACUUAAAAUCAGGAGAUUAUUUGGAACUCGAGAAAUUUAUGUCAAACUCAUCUGCUGGUCGGCUAUUCUACGCUGAAGAGGCUAACUUCUGGUUGGAUGUGUUUCCGGCUCUUAUAGAAGCUGUACACAAGGACGGCUCGGAUUGUGAUGAUCCUGUAUAUACCAGCGCCGCUGCUGAAGAUCCGGUUUAUUGGAUGAAGUCACUGAUCAUGGCAAUGCUUUUGCUUCAAUUAAUUCGUCCUUAAUGAUAAAUAUUUGCAAAAAAAUAUGAUUAUAUAAACGUUUUGAAUAAUAUUAGUAUGGAAUCCUGUUUUCUGAGUAAUACACCUAAUUCUGUGCAAGAUAUCCAGAGGUUAAUUUUAAGUGUCAUUUCGCAUUCCGAUAAGACUGAAGACUCGUGAUAGUGAUAUCCUUUUGGGUUUUGGGUUUUGCGUAAUAAAAGAACAGCAUUAAAAAUGCAUUACAUAUAGAUCAAUACUAAAACGACAUGUCCUCAAAAUAUAUUCGGGAAUAGUUUUUCUACUUACAUCUUGUAAAUAUCAAGUAAUUCAUCCCAUAUACAUGAAGUUGGCAUGCCCCAAACUCGCUUACCAACAACUUUCCCCUUCCCCUCCCACUAAACAACCCCCAAGCAGUUCCCUUUACAAGGGUAGCUGACCUUCCAACGCAUUGCUUUUUGUUUCGUCUUUUUCGUACCGUUUUAUAUGUAAUUAUGCAAUGUACAUUGUCUGUAAAGGGUGUAUUUGUUUUGUUUGUCAUUGUAUUUUUGUAAUUAAUGAGGUUAUUAUGACAAUUAUAGAUUAAAACACUGAGACGCAAUUUUAUUGAUAGUAAAAACAGUUUGUUUCAUGCGUGUGUUGUAUUAAGUGUGAACAAUUCAUACAUCUGCCUGCAUUUUCUGUUUGUUUGUUUGUUUGUUUGUUUUUGGGUUUAACGCCUUUUAUAACAUUAUUUCAGUUAUGUAACGACGAGCUUUUAACUUAACCAGUGUUUCUGGAUUCUGUACCAGUAUAAACCUGUAACUCCGCAAGUAACUGCAAACUUCCCCACAUGAAUCAGAGGUAGAAGGCGAAUGAUUUCAGACACAAUGUGUCUGUAUUUGUAUAUAUGAGCCAUGAGAAAACCAACAUAGUGGGUUUGCGACCAGCAUGAACCAAGACCAGCCUGC
Molecule: messenger RNA, 2533 nt
Organism: Mercenaria mercenaria
Lineage: Eukaryota; Metazoa; Mollusca; Bivalvia; Venerida; Veneridae
Product: acetylcholinesterase-like
Exons: 2
Coding region: 522-1610 (362 amino acids)
Biological process (GO): synaptic vesicle endocytosis; modulation of chemical synaptic transmission; postsynaptic membrane assembly
Cellular component (GO): synapse; cell surface
Molecular function (GO): signaling receptor activity; neurexin family protein binding
Source: RefSeq, a predicted model, not a curated record